Messenger RNA from Symbiodinium sp. CCMP2456, 280 nucleotides. The record is from the annotation of a GenBank genome assembly. NCBI's taxonomy places the organism in Eukaryota, Dinophyceae, Suessiales, Symbiodiniaceae.
GAAGCGCUCGACGGGUCGACUGAAUACUUCCUUUCUCUGGAAGUCACCACGGGGUCUCAGGUAGACAAUGGCGAACGUUGGAGCCUGUUGCUGUGGCCCGCAGAUGACGGCUCGGAGCAGGUGGCAAACAAUGGCCUGCAGCUGCCACAAGCAACGAACGAUGCCGGGAGCAGCUCAUUUCGCUUGGCGGAGGUCCUCAGCCUCCGCGUUUCUGCUGGACGUGUGGCGCCGCGGAGUCUCGCGGAGGUAGUUCUCAUGGUGGACUGGAGCGCCACUGCAA